Perkinsus marinus ATCC 50983 is the source of this 233-nucleotide messenger RNA. RefSeq lists its product as hypothetical. NCBI's taxonomy places the organism in Eukaryota, Perkinsozoa, Perkinsida, Perkinsidae. The record is from RefSeq and is a predicted model, not a curated record. Gene Ontology annotation, biological process: telomere maintenance; DNA repair. The annotation marks the transcript as partial. Gene Ontology annotation, molecular function: DNA helicase activity. The transcript has a single exon.
UUACUUCAGGUGUCCAACAACGCUCUCUCAAAGGAUGGUCGAAGGGCUUAGGCGUACCGCCAGAGCAUCAAGUCUACGAGAUAAAUGUGUCGUGGUCUUCGACGAGCUUACAACCGUACUCGACACAGUCUUCCAUGCUACAGAUAUGGCAAUGAGAGAGCUCCGGGACGACGGCGGAGGUAGACCCUUCGGCGGUGCUGGCAUACUGAUCGUUGGCGAUGGACUUCAACUUC